Molecule: messenger RNA, 1086 nt
Organism: Thlaspi arvense
Lineage: Eukaryota; Viridiplantae; Streptophyta; Magnoliopsida; Brassicales; Brassicaceae
Source: the annotation of a GenBank genome assembly
AUGAUGAAGAGAGAGACGUUAGAAGAAGUUGGAAUAAUCGGAGGAUUGGUCGGAGCUCAGGUGAUUUACGCCGGAAACUCAGAGUUACUGAGUAAGUUGAUGUCUCUUGGAGUCGACCCGAUUCUUAUCGUCAUCUUCUGCACCUUCGCAUCAUUUCUUCUCAUCACUCCUGUCGCUUUUCACCUUGAGAGGAAACUGUGGCCCAGAAGUCUAAGUUUCAAGUUGAAGACAAAACUAGUAGUGGUUGCUCUUGUUGGAGUGACUCUGUUCCAGUGGUUAUUCUUAGAAGGAAUGAAACACACCUCUGCAUCAAUGGCAACAGCUAUGCCAAAUCUCUGUCCUGCUUUCAUUUUCGUCAUCGCUUGGGCUGUUGGCAUGGAGAAAGUGAAGCUAAGCUGUAUGCACAGUAGAGUUAAGAUGGGAGGGACAGUGUUGUGUGUGAUGGGAGCUUUCAUUAUGAGCUUUAUGCACAGUACUACUAGUACUCCCACUUCGAGCUCGGUCAAGGCUUUGCCUAUUGUCUCCGACCACGUCGUUCUGGACAAGGAUAAGAUCAUAGGUUGCAUCUACCUCUUCCUUUCCAUCUGCUGCUUAUCCUCUAAUAUUGUCCUCCAGGCAUCCAUACUAGUCGAGUUUCCGGCGCCUGUAUCUAUGCUUUCAGUGGUAUCUUUGAUCGGUGGGAUCACCACGGUAGCUUUGCAGUAUGUCCUUAAAGGGAGUUUGGAAAUGGGAAGUGCAUCAGUGAUCGGUCUAGGCCGCCUUGUGGGAUACGCAAUGCUGGGAGGGUUGGUGUGUGGAGCAGGGUUAAGCUUUAAUGCAUGGGUGAUUAAGAAGAAAGGACCAGUGAUUGUGUCACUCUUUAGUCCAAUUGCAACUGUGGUGUGUGUUGUUGUCUCUGCUUUCUCCAUGGAAGAGAGGUUUAACUUUGGAAGCUUUGCGGGAAUGGCGUUGAUGUUCGGAGGACUCUACUUCGUUCUGUGGGCUAAAGGGAAAGAGGGUUGUGGAGAAGUAGUUGAAGAAAAAGGAGAUGAAGAAGAAUGUGUGCUUAGAGCAGAUUUUGAUCUCGAGAAGCCUCUCUUGCGUUAA